AUGAGCACUUAUGACCCUCCCAGAUUCAGACACCUGGCACUGGAGCAGCUGCUGAGAAAUUAUGCCAUAGAUUUCUCUGAUCUGAAGGACCUGCCUGAUAUGCUUUUCCCACUACUCCUCAAAGAGGCCUUCAAUGGCAGACACACAGAGAUAUUGAAAUCGAUAGUGGUAGCCUGGCCCUUUACCUGCCUCCCUGUGGGGUCACUGCUGAAAACUGACAAUGUGGAGAUGAUGCAAGCUGUGCUGGAUGGCAUAGAUAAACUGCUGACAGAGAAUGUUCGACUCAUGGAGAAACUUCAAGUGUUGGACCUGAAAAAUGUGCACCAGGAUUUCUGGGAUGUAUGGGCUGAAAGAGAGGAGGAAGUCUGCUCUGCAGAUACUUUGAGCAAGCAGCAAGUUCCAGAGAGCCUUCCUAGUUAUGCACUGAGGCAGCCUUUACAGGUGGUCACUGACCUGAACCUCUUCUUCUCUCUGAACAAAUACCAAAAAUGCUUGCUGCAGUGGGCCCAGAAGAACAAAGACUCUUUGCAGCUAAUCUGUCAGAAGAUGAAAAAUUUUGACUUGCCACCAGACAUUAUCAUAGAGGUCUUGAACAUUUUCCAGCCAAACUCUAUUGAGGAAUUGAAAAUACACACAAAGCAGGUCCUGUCCUUCCUAGAUUUCUUUGCACCUUUCCUUGGACAGAUGAGACAUCUUCUCAAAUUCAACCUAAAUCAAAUCCACUUUGAAUUUAGUGUUCUGGACCCAAUGACAGAUGUAAAGAAGUGUGCUGCCAAAUUCCUUUCUCGGUUCUCCAAACUCAACCAGCUCCAGCAUCUCCACAUGAAUGGUGUCUACUUUUCCUAUGACAACAUGAAAGAGUUGUUCAGAUGCCUGAAGAGCCCCUUGGAAUCCUUGUCAAUGACUUUCUGCCAUCUCUCAAAGUCAGACUUGCAACACAUGUCAGUGUGUCAGAGCCUCUAUCAACUGAAACACCUGCAUUUCAGUAAUGUCGUGUUUUCUAAGUCAUGUUUCAAGAGUCUCCAAAUUCUCCUAGAGAAUGUAUCUGGAAUUCUGCAGACCCUGCAGUUAGAGACCUGCAGGAUGAAGGACUCUCAGCUCAAAGUACUCUUGCCUGCCCUGAGUCAAUGUUGCCAGCUCACCAGAAUCAAUAUCUAUGGCAACAAAUUCUCCAGUUCUGCGUUGAAGAAACUUCUGCAAUGCUUGGCCAAUCUCAGAGAGUUGACUGUAGAGCCAGAGCCUGCCCUUCUAGAGUGACAAGAUCACCUGGGGUUUGUUGUGAUGAAGAGAUUUUCUGAACUGUGUCCUGAUUUCAUGGAUAUGCUCAUGGCCCAAAGGCAGCUCAAGAUAAUCAUCUUUGCUACAGCUCCCUGCCCUUGUUGUUGGCUGUGCUGCAUCUAUGACAUGAAGACUAGACUUUGCCUUUGUUGA
This is a messenger RNA of Arvicanthis niloticus (Nile rat), 1431 nucleotides long. RefSeq names its product PRAME family member 12-like. Gene Ontology annotation, cellular component: cytoplasm. Lineage: Eukaryota; Metazoa; Chordata; Mammalia; Rodentia; Muridae. Gene Ontology annotation, biological process: negative regulation of DNA-templated transcription; positive regulation of cell population proliferation; negative regulation of cell differentiation. The record is from RefSeq and is a predicted model, not a curated record.